This is a messenger RNA of Bipolaris sorokiniana ND90Pr, 3246 nucleotides long. RefSeq lists its product as uncharacterized. Bases 1 to 3117 code for a protein of 1038 amino acids. The record is from RefSeq and is a predicted model, not a curated record. The transcript has 5 exons. Gene Ontology annotation, cellular component: nucleus. NCBI's taxonomy places the organism in Eukaryota, Fungi, Ascomycota, Dothideomycetes, Pleosporales, Pleosporaceae.
AUGUGCAUCAGCAGCACGCGGGCGGAAUUUCCUCGGAUCACACCUGCGCCACUGCAAACGGGCUCGGACCCGGGCGCAGGCUCAGUGAGCAUGUCAGCUACCAGCUACCAGCUACUACCAACUGCCAUGCGUCCAGUACUGGAUUCAUACGAGCACCCGCCUCCCCUCACCCACUCGCCGCGCGAAUCCACCGCAGCGAGCACUCCCAUCACCACGCCUGUUGACCACCCUUCGUCGCCGCACUUUGGCCGUGUCAACAAGGACUCCCCCGCCACCCUCGCCAACCUCUGGCACCGCAAGCCCCACGAGCUUGCCGCUAGCCGCCAACCAGACGAGGACGUCUUGUUCGAAGACGCGGGCGAUUGCAGCUUCUCGCUCUUCCCACAAGAGCCCCAAGUUCACGCCGGCUUCGCAGACAUGGCCACUGCCUCGCCCAUUGACAUCCAGACGCCCCCGCGCUAUGGCUCAAACUCUCCCCCAAACCAAACCUCCAAUCUCACCUCUGCCCUCAAGCAGGCAGAGGCCCAGCCAGACCUCGCCACCACCCCGGGUCUGCUAAACCCUAACAACUUCGACUUCAAUCACAAUGCCCGUCCCAGCAUCAGCGAGCGCCACCCCUCCAUCAGCAUGCUCGGCUCUUCCUUUUACGGAAACAGCGGCGCCAGGCCCAUCACCAUGAAGGACCGCGGGCGUCGCGAGAGCACAAACAUGGGCAGCUUCGCUGGCGGCAUGAGCUGGGGCGGCCACUCGGUCGGCUCGUGGAUUCGCGAUGACAUCAUGAUGGGCACUUCACCCGCACCUUUUGCCAACAACUCGCCUUCGUUCCACUCGUCGUCAUAUUUGCCCAAGAUGGAAGCCGCCUUUAUGAAGGAUUUUACUUGCUGCGGCCUCACCCUCGCGUCGCUGCACGAUCUGCUGCAGCACUUUGAGGAGACGCACGCAAACGCGCCUGCAGCCCGCCCCCAACAGCCCCCCACAAAUGGCUUCACCUCUGCAUCAGGCGCGCCAACAAACUCAAUCGCGCCCAGCCAGACUCAGGGCGAUGCACCCUUCAACACCCAAAAUGGCUUCCAACAAAGAUCGGGCUCAGUUGGCGCGCACCGCCCACGGAUAGGCUCCGUCAGCCGCUCCAACCUGUCCACUGUACAGGACAUGGAUUCGCUAGACGACAUGGAUAUGGACGACAUCAACUUUGACACACUGGGCUCCAUUGACGAGCAGCAGCAGCAACAACAGCAGCAGCCGAUGCAGCAAUUCCCAGUACAAAAUCAAUUCAACCAGAACCAGAACCAGCAGUCAAAUCUCAACGUCAACGUCAACAUGGCCAACAACAUGCAAAACCACCAAGGCAUGCGAACAUCAACGCCAAACACGCCCUCGGCCUCGCAGCAAUUCAACCUCCAGAACAACCCCACCGUGUCUUCGGUCAACACGCCAACAAUGGGCACUAUGCCCAUGACAAACCACAACUUGACCUCGCCAGAAUCCUCACACCCCGGCACUCCAGCCGAGCUUGACAUGGAUUUUGGCGGCUUCAACCCAAUGAUGGGAAUGGACAUGGGGAUGCCCAUGGGCAUGAACUUCAACGGAAAUGGCAACGGCAACUUUGGCAUGGCCGCUUUUGACAACAAUGGCACAAUUGACCAGCCAGGCAAGCGUCUGUUCAGCAAGCAGGGCGGUGGUCUCAACCAAGCACAGCUGCAAGCAGCCCUCAAGAACUACCAGCUCAGCGGAAACGAUCAGAGCGAAAUGGCCAGGCGGUUACGGGAACAGCAGCUUCUUAACGGUGCCAGCAUUCCCCAAUUCCCAUUUCCCGAAGAGGUCAAGCCAUUCCGAUGCCCAGUUAUUGGGUGCGAAAAGGCAUACAAGAACCAAAACGGUCUCAAGUACCACAAGCAACACGGCCACCAGAACCAGCAGCUCAAGGAGAAUGACGAUGGCACAUUUUCCAUUGUCGAUCCCCUGACGUCGAUCCCAUACCCCGGCACAGUUGGCAUGGAGAAAGAAAAGCCAUAUCGCUGUGAAGUAUGUGGCAAGCGGUACAAGAACCUCAACGGUCUCAAAUAUCACCGCUCCCAUGCACCUCACUGCAACCCCGAGUUGGCCAUGCAGAAGCUCGGCCUUACCGGAAACCUUCAGAAUCUGCAGAAUGCCAAUGUUGCGGGUGCUGGAAUGGCGCAAAUGGCUACAUACGGUACGUUUGGUGGGGACGCGGAACGGCAUCCCGUGCCUAGGUCUGAAGCGCCAUGGGAGAAGCUAAAGGCUGAGUCGUAUUCCCUUUUCCUAAAGCUGAGCGAGUUGCCAAAGGGGACGUAUGAUGAGUUUGAAGCUUCGUGGGCGGAUGAAAAAGAGAAUGGUGCGUUCAAGGGUGGGUUGGGCGCGGUGAUUGUGGUGAGGUACAGUGAGACGCCUGUUGGCCCAUACGACGAAAUCAUCUUCGUCCCCGGCAACUUCACCACGCCUCUCCCCCCAACACCCUCCUCCCUCCCCGCAAAAGCCCUCCGCAUAUCUCGCAUCUACGUCUCCCAACGCACAACCACCUACAACGGCCGCCUAAACUGGAACAUACCCAAACACCUCGCCCGCUUCUCCUUCUCCUCCCCCCCAACCCCCGCCGGUGCCUCCCCUCCUUCCUCCUUAACCGUAAAAGUCUUCCCCCCUUCCUCCAUUGACGGCGACUCCACCCCGCCCUUCUUCGCCUGCACCCUUACACCUUGGAAGUGGGUCCCAGCUCUACCUGUUAAUACGAAAUAUAUUCCUUUCAGCUUGGCGGUUGUUCAACCACCUAUUCCUGAGCCGCCGGGGCACAAGGAGGCGCUGAAGAAGGUACUUGAGGGGGAGAAGGUGGAUCCGUACGAUAUAGAUCCGGACAAGGCGCUUGCAGUUCUGGCCGGGACGGAUAAGUGGAGGGAGUUUGAGAUUAGCGCGAACAGUCCACGGGCGAGGGGGUGUUGGGUGCAGGUUCAUGAGCCUGAGGGGGAGGCAGGUGAGGAAGGGGAAGGGAAGACAUAUUUUCCGAGGGAGUUAGGACCUUGGAGGGUUGGAGGGUGGAUGGAAGAUGUGGAGUGGUCGAUUGGGGGGGUUACGGAGUGGACUGUUGAAAAGGCGGGGACUUGAGGGUAUUGCUAGAAGAGAGGGAAUCGAAGGAUGGAUGUAUGAGAAGGAAGCUGUGUCCUCCUGUUUUUCUCUCUUAGGCGUUAUUUCAAGGUUGAUAGUUUAAUAUAUCGAUAUACGAACCAAUUUCUC